CGAGUGAGGUGCUGGCGAAAUCGUCUCUCGGUUGUUCUCUGGCUUGUGUCCGUCCGCAUGGCACCUACAUUUUCAGUUCACCAACAGUUCUGUGAAUUCUCUUUUAUGUUCGUGGGACUCUGUGUCUGUGUGUGUGUGUGUGUGUGUGUGUGCGCAGCGCGACAAAUAAUGACAACAGCAAAAAGAGCUUUCAUUUAAAAUAAUUACACCACUCGACUGCUCUGUGAUAUCAUCUAUUCCAACACAAACAGACGGAUCUCCUAAAUGAUUUUUUUUCUUUUUGUUUUCUUUUGGGUUUAAAAUACGAAUGUCCUACAUUCUGGGCCCAGUUGUGAUUCAUGAAAAGAUUUUAGGAAUUUUAGACAUGUAACAAUACAGCUAUGAGGUAUUUAUAUGUUGGGCAUGUAACCUUAAUUAGCAGGUACAAGCAAAGAUUUCUAAGGAAAAAAAAACAAAAACUUUACUAAUUUCCCUUAAUUUCACAUAACAACCACUGACUUACUUGCAUUCGUCACCAAUUUGUCAUCAUGUUUUAAAGAUACGGAUGAACAUAUUUUGAAGAUAAGGGUUCCCAGUAACUUACUGCAGCUAAAGAGACACACUUUUCCAAUAAAGUGCUGCAUAAACUACGCUUCAGCUUCCCGUCCUUGCCAGCUUCUUUUCCACGUUGCUUUCUCUCCUCAUCAGUAUGGCAGUUGUGUUUGCUGAGCUGGCUUCUGAUAGACUUUCGUUUGGUUCGGUCAUUUGAGAUUUGGUAUUAGCUCUCUCUUCUCUCCCUCUCUCCCCCUCUCCUGUGGGUUUUAUUCAGAUGCACCUCCAGACUGUGCUGUGUGAGGGGAAGUGAUGGAGGGAUGGAUGGAAGAGGGAAGGAGGGGCAGACUGGGACAGAGGCUGACGGGUAUUAGACCCCUGAACACAGCUGGGACCUCCACUAUGAAAGAGAUGGCCAUUCGCUGCACACUGGUGAACUGCACAUGUGAGUGUUUCCAGCCAGGGAAGAUUCACCUACGAACAUGUGACCAGUGCAAACAUGGCUGGGUAGCUCAUGCUCUGGACAAGCUCAGCACCCAGCACCUCUACCACCCGACCCAGGUGGAGAUCGUUCAGUCCAAUGUGGUGUUCGACAUCAGCAGCCUGAUGCUGUACGGCACCCAGGCCGUACCCGUCAGGCUCAAGAUCCUUCUCGACCGCCUGUUCUCCGUGCUCAAGCAGGAAGAGGUUCUGCACAUCCUGCACGGCCUGGGCUGGACCCUCCGAGACUACGUCAGGGGCUACAUACUGCAGGAUGCUGCAGGCAAGGUGCUGGACCGCUGGACCAUCAUGUCCCGAGAAGAGGAGAUCAUCACCCUGCAGCAAUUCCUGCGCUUUGGUGAGACCAAGUCCAUUGUGGAGCUGAUGGCCAUUCAGGAGAAGGAAGGUCAGGCAGUUACAGUUCCCUCUUCCAAGACAGACUCCGGGAUUAGGACAUUCAUUGAAAGUAACAACAGGACCCGCAGCCCGGGGCUUCUGACACAUCUGGAGAACAGUAGCCCAUCCAGCAUUCACCAUUUUGAGAAUAUCCCCAACAGCUUAGCCUUCCUCUUGCCUUUCCAGUACAUUAACCCAGUCUCUGCCCCCAUGCUUGGCUUGCCCCCCAAUGGCCUCCCUAUGGAACAGUCUGCUCUCAGGCUCCGGGAGCCCAGCCUGCCAAACCAAGGAGAACAGGUGGAAACCAGUGAAUCAGAAGUGUCCCUAUCACCCUUCCGCACAGGUCAGAGUCCUAGUCGUGGAGCACUGGGAAGCAUGAACAACACUGAACCCAAGACAGAACCCAGCAACAGGGCAUCACCCAUCUCGCCAACCCCUUCCACCCAGCAGGCUCAACAGCAGCAACAGCAGACACAGCUUCAGCAACAACAGCAACAGCAGCAGGGUCAACAGCAGUCUCAAAAUCAACCUCAGCAAUCGAACAGCUUGAGUGACCACCAGGUCCACCACCACUUUGUAAAGGACGAACAGUCGAAAACCAUCACCCAUCCUUCCUUUUCCUCCAAAAUGCAUCGCAUGCGCCGCAUGGGAGCCACCUCACGGAAGGGUCGUGUGUGCUGCAACUCUUGUGGGAAAACGUUUUAUGAUAAAGGCACACUUAAGAUACAUUAUAAUGCUGUACACUUGAAGAUUAAACAUCGUUGCACCAUUGAGGGCUGCAACAUGGUCUUCAGUUCACUACGCAGCCGCAACCGCCACAGUGCCAAUCCCAAUCCACGGUUGCACAUGCCCAUGCUGCGCAAUAAUCGCGACAAGGACCUCAUCCGUGCCAAUUCAACCCCUGGUACACCUGUCAUCUCAAGCACCAAGAAUGGUGGUUUUACUCUCACCAGCCCUGGAAGGCCACCACUGGGCUUCACUACUCCACCAGUAGACCCUAUGCUUCAGUCACCCCUGCAAAGUCCACUGGUAUUCCCCUCCCUGAAGUCAGUGCAGCCAGUCCAGCCUGUGCCCCCCUUCUACCGAACAUUACUGUCGCCUGCGGACCUCGUCAGUCCUCCCGUGUCACUGCCCACCAGCCCUAUCAUGCCCACCACCACCAACAGCACCACACUGAUGGACCAGCAACAGCACAUCCUGGCUGCUGCAGCUGUGGCUUCACACAAUAGCGUUCAUAUGUCAGAGACAGGACACAUGUCCCACCGCUUGCAUACACCUAGUGCCAAUCAGGACCUCAGCACUGGCAACAGUGACCCCACACCCAAAAAGAAGCCUCGUAAAUCUAGCAUGCCAGUUAAGAUUGAGAAGGAAGUGAUUGACGUAGCGGACGAAUUUGAAGACAAAGAUGAGGAUGAUGAUGAUAACAUCCACCAUAAUCACCACCAUCACCAGUCAUCUCUCCUUCACAACAAUGUCAAAAUUAAUGGGAAUUGUAAUAGCAACAACAACAGUGGCAGUGGUACCAGAAACCACAGUGGUGGUAGUGGGCAGCAAUCCCCUUCCCAGGAUGAGAUGAGUCCUGGCUUAGCUCUGAGAGGAAUGAUGAGACAAAGUGAAGAUGAAUGUCGGGAAGGGACUGGUAGUGACAGCAGAGGUGGAGCCUCUGAGCUCCGCUGUAUGGACAGCUUUACCUCUGAGGAUCAGGAUCAUGAGAGAGACUUUGAGAAUGAGUCUGAAACCUCUGAUUCCAAGAUGUUCUACCGAGAUGAGCUGAUGGAUGUGGAGGAACAGCAAAAACACGGCAGGAGGAUACUGGACAAGGAACAUGACAAUGAGGGUAGUGAGGAAGCCCAUUUGAGAAAGGAAAUGGAGGGAAAAGGCCAUUCCUCGCCCUCCCCUCACCAGCCUCCAAUCAAGAUCAAGGAAGAACUCAAUGAUCCAACUUAUGACAUGUUCUGCAUGGGCCAGUAUGGCCUCUAUAAUGGAGGAAUGGCAGCGGCUGCUGCUGCUGCAGCAAGCAUGGCUGCUCUGCAUGAGAGCUUCAUCACUUCGAUGGGCUAUGGUGCCAGCCCACCCAAAUUCCCUUCUUCUCAAUCACCAGAGGGAGAUCCAUGUUCAAGUCCUGACCCCAAGAUCUGCUAUGUUUGUAAGAAGAGCUUCAAGAGCUCCUAUAGCAUGAAACUGCACUACAAGAAUGUGCACCUCAAAGAGAUGCAUGUGUGCACUGUGGCUGGCUGCAACGCCGCUUUCCCUUCCCGGCGGAGCCGAGACAGGCACAGCUCCAACAUCAACCUGCACCGCAAACUGCUGACCAAAGAGCUGGACGACAUUGUCCUGGACCCCCAACUCACGCCACUGCCCAAGGACCUGCGAGCCGAGAUACUGGCCAAGAUCUACGCGGGGCACCACAUGGGCUUGGACCCUAUGGCCGGGAUGGGCAUCGGAGGCACCACCCUCGGACCCGCUGGCCUGAACCACAAUGCCCAUUCCCCCAUGAGCAACGAGUAUCCCCACCAUCCUCUCAACCAAGACCUUAAAAACUACCACACCAACGGCUUCUCCCGGGGCCAGCCAGAUGACUACAUGGUGUUGGACCUGAGCACCACAUCCAGUGUUCAAUCCAGCAGCAGUGUCCACUCCUCACAUGAGUCAGAUGAGGGCAGCGAUGAAGGCAUCCUAUUGGAUGACCUGGAGGAGGAGGGAGAAGAGGAGGAGGAGGAGGGCAACAGUGAGGGAGAGGACUACUCCCAGCGUGCCGAGGGGCGGGCUGAAGGGGGACAUCGGGAAGAGACUGGAGAACUAAAAGUAGGACGAGGUGAGGGGUCGGACCCUUCCUCCUCACCGUUCCUCCUUUCGUCCACUGGGGGCAGCAAUGGCAGCAGCAGUGGCAUCCUCUGUAACAUCUGCCACAAAAUGUACAGCAACAAAGGGACCCUGCGUGUGCACUACAAGACUGUGCACCUGCGCGAGCUGCACAAGUGCAAAAUCCCCGGUUGCAACAUGGUGUUCAGCUCUGUGCGCAGCCGUAAUCGACACUCUCAGAACCCCAACCUCCAUAAAAACAUGCCCUUCUCUACAAUAAUAGACUAAAGAAUGACUUACUACUCUACCCUCCUGUCAGUCUGCCGCUCCUCCCUUCAUUCCUCAUUCUUAUUCCUCCUCAAAUUAGCUUUUAACCCCAGCCCAAGGCCAUCAAAUACAAGCUAAAUGCCUGUAUGUCUCCUGCCCGUCCUCUGUAAGUCAUUGCAAGACAUUUCAAUCUCCAUCUAUAAAAUUAAUUGACUCUAAAUACAGUUUAUUAUUGUGUCCUUUGACUUUUCCUCCUUUGGAAGAACAGGAUGACACUCUUCAGCAUGGAGUUUGCUUUAUAACAAAACUCCAGUUGUUGUUUUUUUUUUUUUUCAUAAGCUCCUCCAUCUUUUCCUUUCUAACUUCUCCCCACUUUGUGUUUAUGCCCAUCUCCAAAGAAUUCAUUCAAACUCUUAUUUGUGACUUUGCCUGCAGAAACGAUAGUAUUGAGAAAAAAAAAAAAAAGAAAAAGAAAAAAAAGAAAAUCUUCUCGUUGUAUUUGUGUAAUGAUAGCUUUUAAAUGAACCCCUUACAAAAGCAUGACAGCUUCAUUUGUAAAUAAUGUCCCAAGAGGCUUUUGGUGUAAAAGAGUUGUGUUGAUGGUUGUUUGCUUCUUUUUUCUCUCUUUAUGGUUUUAUGUUACAGUCCAGUACAAUACUUCCAGCUAUAGGCAAGAAAGAGGUAGCAUCUUACUAGCUUGACUCAUUUAUGUUAGCUUCAAAGACACGUUUUAAACUGAGUCCUAGGGAAAAAAAAGAAUAUCAUGUGACUUGUUUUAUCUACUUGUUAGAUAUUCAGAGGUUGCCGGCAUGCUUUUUUAGGCUCCUACACCGAUAUCAUUCUCUGUAUUUCUAUUGAUUUUUUUUGUCUGUUAUGUUUAUGAGCUUUAGUAUACCAAUUCAGUUUUUGCACUUUGCAUCUAUACAAGGGGAUGUGUAAUAUUAUUAUAAUGAGGAUUUUUUGCAAUGGUGAGUUUAGGUGUUGUUUGGGGUCAUUGAUGGCUACAGCGCCAAGGGAAGUGACAGUACCUUCAACAUACUUGUGCCAGUUUCUUUUUGCACGUGCUCAGUUUCAAACACAGUUUUUUACAACAGGAAACAUCUUGCCUCCCAGAACAAAACCUAGAGAUCUUCCCCCCCAUUGCUAAACAAAGUAUUCAGAAAGUGUCUCCAAAGUGUCUUGCUUCAAAUCCAGGUCUGACGAACUACAAACUGCUGUUUCACAAACACAGAAGAGUUAAUAUUGAUGAAGUCCCCCCCUCCCCCCACCUCCUCCGCUUUUUGCUUAAGGAGUAAUUUGUGUAUGUUUGUUGAUGAUCACAAUAACUACUUCCGGGGUUUAGUCAGUUAAUCUGUCUAAAGCAUGCAAUUAUUUUGUCCAACAGAGUUAUCAAUGCAAGAACUGGUGUUUGUUGUCAAAAAAAGGAAAAAAAAGGCGUCUUACUGAAAUAUGAUUGUCCCACAGAUUACAAAAAGGAGCGAAAAGAGAAAAAAGAUGAAACUAGUCCUUCAACUGUGACCAAAAUAUAAGUGUUUGCUAAAGAAAAAGCUCUUUCAGUGUGACAUUGUACCUAAAUCAUGCCCCGUUUGAUUAAUAUGAUGCACUUGAGUCUUAAAACUUUUGCUGUGAUAUUUUGCUAUUGGUUUCCAUUGCUGAGUGUCGGCUUCAAAUAUACUCUAUAAAAAUGUUGCCAUUUUUCUGGCUGUCGGUUGCAGCGAUUUUUACCAUGUCCAUAACUGUCUUACGGUACAAAUAUUUCCAGUAAUUGGGCAAAGUAGCCGAGGGAAGGGGUAUUUAUUAGUGGGUGAUGUAUCUUCAUGGAGAUUUCUGUUUUUGUCCAGUUUAAGAAUAUUUUUUGUAAAAAGACAAAAAAAUAGAGAUUGUUCCUCAGUUUGACUUGUUAUUCAAUGUAUUAGCAAUGCCAUGUGUUACUAUACAAGGAGAUCUUCUCUUACUUGACUGGUGCUACACACAGUGGGAAAAUAUGCAGUGUUAUGUGGUGUGCUGUACAGUAUUCACAACACCUUACAUCCAUAACAGUGUUAGGUUCCACUUAUUUCACACUUAAGCCAUUUUGCAAUAUAGACAUGACCUAUUCUAUUGAAAUAUUUCAUGUCUUUUUUAAGACUCCACCUAUAUGACACAUGCAGUUUUUAGUUCUCUCUUCUCAGAGAUAAAGAGGGCGAGACGGAGAGCUGAGGCUGAUGGAAAGGUUGCGGAGGUGGAAGGCUGACUAGGGAGGAAAGGAUGACAGCAACGAUCAUUAAAAAUGUGCUGCUUCUCUGUUACCUGGAGGCGUCCCGCCAUUCCAGCUUCUUCUGUCUAAUAACUCACUUGUCACUUCGUUACACUGCCAGACGCCAAGGCUGCUGACAAGACUGUGACACUGACAGAAGGAGAAAAAGAAGGAAAGAGAGUAUGUGCUCGGAACAAUUUAAUUUGACUCAUUCAAUUAAGUUGAAUUCAAUUCAUCUUUUCAUGUGCGCUUAUUCUUAUUCAGGGUCGCUGGUAAUUCAAUUCAACUCCUUUUCUCUUACUCUGUUUUUCUCUUUGUCUGUCAGAGCGCAGUCAUUUAACAACCGCCUUACCCAUUUCUUCAACCCGCCACUCACUUACCACCUCCACACGCCACAGCGCAGAUCCUACAGGGACACGCACUAAUAGUGUAUGCUUAAGUUCACUGGACGGCCAUGGCAUAGGAAAAAGGGAUGGGUAAUUGCCUGUUUAUCCCAAGUGAAGGGAAAAUUGAGUACAGGAACCCCUGCCUUCUCCCAGGAGUGGGUUUCACUGAGGCGCUUGCUGCCUCAUUCACUCAUUCAAUCCCCCCGGCCCUCGCUCUGGCAGAAAUAAAAAAGUGCUACUCCAGGAACCCUGCUGACAGCUGUCUCUCUAACACACAACCAUGCAAACGCACAUGCACACAGAGAAGAGUGGCACACACUCAGAGGGAUGACAAGACCUAGAUGACUUGUUAACCUCUAGUGAUGGAGACAGGGGCAGAGAAAAAAUAUUCUCAGCACAGAAAAUGAAACUCUCUUUUUAGCAUGAACAUUACAGCUGCAGCCACUACACAGAAAGCUAACAUUCCGUUAUGAAGAAUGGUGUGAGCUAGAAUUAAAUAAGACAAAGAAAAUGUGAUGCUCCUACAAUUACUACUUUAUUUUAAAAUUCCAACAUGUUUAACAGCUAAUGAGUUGAGACUUUCUAGCUUAAGAGGCCAGCGUUUAAAUGGAAAAAAUCUAUUAAAAAGGUCAACAAGCUCACAGAUUGAUUUGAACUCUUGAGAAUGAAGGGAGCUGCAUAUACCAAAAAUAUCAAAAGUUAUCGUAAUAUAAGUGUGCUCUGGCCAAUAACCUCAGUUGCAAUGCAAAGUUUUCAGACUUGUUUUUUUUUUCUUUUUCCAACCAACACAUUCCUUAUGUUCUGUUCUUUACUGUCCAUUUCUCAAGUAGCAGCUGCAGAGCACGACCUGUCUCAUGUACUAGUGUGUUCCAGACAGAAAGCUGAAUAUCACAGAAGAGGUACCCUCAAAACGCCUUUCUACUACCUCCUCCAGGCUCUCUCAGAGUCCUGGAGGUUCUGCACAUGCCAGCAGAGCACAGAGCUGCAAGAGGCUGGAAACACAGCCGACAAAAAACAUGCAAAUGACUGUCCAUAACUAGGGAGACAGCCGAGAGAGACGGGAGAAGGGAGGAAUGGGGUAAAAGGAUUGGGUUUAGAAAGCGGUCUGGCCACAGCCUUGCAGCAGUCACUUAACAAUGCAGGGGAAAAAGAGAAGAACUGAGGUUGAGGAGAGAGUGAGAAAGCAGCAGGACUAGGACUCCCCAGGACUUAUCCCCAGCUUUUUCUUGAUUGCCUGUUGGAGAGCGAUCGAGCCACCCCUCACAUUUCCACCUCUCUCCUCUGGACUCCUUUCUCCUCUGAGAAAUGACCACCGAUUUCCCUCUCUUCUGAGAAAGCCCGAAGUCCAAUCUUUGUACUUCUUAAUUCUCCAGCCACAUGGGUCCAGGUGCAUUGUGCUACCUAGUUGGCCAGGCUUUCGGACGGCAGAAGCACGUCGCUUAGAGCACCUCACUGGCCCAGAACACUGGAGUGAAUCUUAAAUAUUUGAUUAGACCAGCGUCAACCAUCAAUUAUUCUGCAAUGCUACAUAGCACACCGAGGGAGAAAGGGGUGGCAAACGGCUGAAACGCCUGACCUGUUAAUCGCUGUCCAUUUUGUUCAUGUCACAGAGUGAGUGAGUACAAUAGGUGUAAGCAGAGAGGAUGAGAGGUGACAGACACUGCAUGCAAACUGUCCAGUUAAUGUAGCUCAUGGAACAAAGUGAGGUAAAAAUGUUUGAUGAGACGUCGUUAGAAAUAUGCAGAUAGAAGAAAAAUACACACACGUGGGUUUGUAUAGAUGCUUCAGUCACAAGUCUUAUGUUCUAAAAAGAAUGCCCUCAUUAAUUUGAACUGGAACCUGUGAAAUGUCAAUGAUCCUGAAAAAAAAUGCUGUAAAUUCAUAAAAUGUUUUCCAUUGUAUUUUCAAAUAUAUUUUACAGUCUUAAAGUAUAAAUAGCUUGAAGAGCUGGUGAAUUUAGAUUUUUAUUUUCACUUGUGUUUUUUGUGUAUCCAAUGCAUUUGUGUCUGUGUCUUAAAAAGCCGGUGUUACAGCACUGGCACUCGACAGCGUUGCAUGGCUACAUAGUCGCACUGCAAAGAACAAAAAGAGCAAAGGAGCUUGCGUCACUUUGGUGUCAAAAUGGUGAUUUGGAAGCCUCAUGAAUACUGUAUGUUACCUAAAGAGGUGUUCCCCAUUUGCAGACAGAAGGAAAAAAAAUGAUCCUUUUUAAGAGACUCUUUUUUUCUUUCUUUUUAGCCUUUCUUGUAUUUGUUUCUGUAUCAUAACUGUCUAUGGUUUUUGCAUAAAAUGCAUAAGGGUUUUGGGAUGUAAAUGGAAUUUUAUUCAUAUUUUGUCCAAAUACCUCUUGUAAUUUGUAUCAGAAUUCUUGUACAAUUUUUAUAUUAAAGAUUUAUCAGUCACUGGCA
Molecule: messenger RNA, 9506 nt
Organism: Stegastes partitus (bicolor damselfish)
Lineage: Eukaryota; Metazoa; Chordata; Actinopteri; Pomacentridae
Gene: bnc2
Product: basonuclin zinc finger protein 2
Exons: 5
Coding region: 844-4497 (1217 amino acids)
Biological process (GO): regulation of DNA-templated transcription
Cellular component (GO): nucleus
Source: RefSeq, a predicted model, not a curated record